Molecule: messenger RNA, 960 nt
Organism: Neltuma alba
Lineage: Eukaryota; Viridiplantae; Streptophyta; Magnoliopsida; Fabales; Fabaceae
Product: SPX domain-containing protein 3-like
Exons: 4
Coding region: 88-834 (248 amino acids)
Biological process (GO): cellular response to phosphate starvation
Source: RefSeq, a predicted model, not a curated record
UCGUUUUGUUUCUGCGAUUCAAUUUCUCGCAGAUUUUUUGUUUUCCUGUUUUUGGUUUUUCUUUUUGAGAGUUGAGAUCUGUCGGGAAUGAAGUUCGGGAAGCGACUGAAGAAACAGAUUAUGGAGUCGCUGCCGGAAUGGCGCGACAAGUUCCUGUCGUACAAGGAGUUGAAGAAGCUGGUGCGGCUGAUAUCGGAGUUUGUGUAUCUGUUGAACAACGAGAUCGACAAGUUCAACAACUUCUUCAUGGAGCAGGAGGAGGAUUUCGUGAUCCGGCACGAGGUAUAUAUGUUGCUAAAUCGAAUUCUGAAUUUGAUAGAGAGAUGGGGACCAAAUGGAAGUGAGGCUUCAGAAGCGAACUACAGAGAGGAGAUAGCGAAGAUCAGAAAAGAUAUGGUUGAUUUCCAUGGCGAGAUGGUCCUGUUAGUUAAUUACAGUAGCAUCAAUUACACUGGAUUGGCAAAAAUACUGAAGAAAUACGACAAGAGGACAGGUGGGUUGUUGAGGCUACCAUUCAUACAGAAAGUACUGGAGCAAACCUUCUACGCCACGGAUCAAAUCUCCAAACUGGUCAAGAAAUGUGAGGGAAUGAUGGACGUGGUGUUCCGGCGGCGGGCGGAGGAAGAACUGGCAGAGAGGGCCAGAGAAGCGAGAGAUGCCAUUACGGUCGCCGGAGAAGGCAUCUUCAGGAACACCGUGGCAGCUCUGCUGACCAUCCAGGAGAUCAGAGCAGGAAGCUCCACUCAGAGUGCCUUCUCUUUGCCUCCUCUGAAUAUGCCUGAUUCUCACCUCAUUCAGGCCUUUCAGCUCAAUUCCACCAUCCCCACUAAUUGAUAAUGAUACUACAGAUUUCAUACUGGUCAGUUGUAUACUUGCUAGGAGAUCAGUCUAGGAAUAUACUUAUAUAAAUAUAUAUAUAUAUAUAUAUAUAAAAUACACGCCAGCAGAUUAUGCAAGUCC